CCAUCUCGCCAACAAAACGCUCCUGCAGCGCAAUGCUUCUCCCGGUCCUGGUGCUCGCCGCUGCCGCAGCGGCAGUGCGCGCACUCGACCCCGACUCCGACACCGUCGCAGACGACCGGCGCUGGGCGCCCGAGCCGAUCCUGUACGACCGUAACGACCGACCAGGGUACGCCGUGACCUCGCCGAACGGGUGGCAUCCAGCCGCGUUCAAGGCGGAGUACUACGACUACGAGUACACGCUCUCCGGGCCGAACAUUGUCCACCUCGCCGGGCUGGACGUCACGCUCCGCCUGCCCGCCGACGCGCCGGAGAUGCUCGUGCUCCACCUCAACCGCGAGGGCGAGGGCUUCCCCCGCGCCUUCAUCUACGUGCACGCCAACGAUACGUUCAACCCCAACAUGCAGCAGCUGGUCAAGAACCUCUGGCCGGGCUCGUACAGCGUCUCGUUCAAGCCGCACAACCUCGGCACCGACUUCUACCCCCCGGGCAAGGACUACUUCCUUACGCUGCACAACACGUCGUACCACGGCGCGGUCCUCGCAACGUCGGAGCGCUUCGACAUCCGGUACGACCCCGCCGCGUUCACGGGCUGGACGUACGCGUGGUUCGUCGCCGCCGUCGCUGCCGCCGUGGCGGUGCUCGUGUCCGUCCCGUGGUUGACGUUACUCGGCGGCCUGCUGCGCAUUUUCAGGCAACUCGUCAUGGCGGUAGCACAGCGUCUGGUCAAACCCUGGCAGCUGCUCCGGCACCUGCUGGCGCGGGUCCUCGCCAAACCCUGGCUCCUGCUCCGCUCGCUCGGGCAGUCGUUCUGCCAGUGUCUCGCGCUUGCCCGCCCCAGGCGGUCGACGUGCCGAUGCGAGAACUGUGGCUGCGAGAGUCAGGCCAAGCAGGCGGCGGCAUGAGCCAAGCAGGACUAGCCGGAAAAUGCUCUAUGCGUGUGCUGCCUUGUGGUUGCUCUUGCGAGCGAGCUCUAGAGAUCGAGACCCCACCAUGCAAGUGAGCGGAUGACCUGGCGGCCCCGGUGCGGCGCCUGCACAUGUCGAUCCCCAGCCAUCUUGCCCAAGUGACUGCUGUUGUACUUUAGUUUCCCCAUGUCAUCGACCUGC
Vanrija pseudolonga is the source of this 1106-nucleotide messenger RNA. RefSeq lists its product as uncharacterized. The transcript has 5 exons. The coding region runs from base 33 to 902 and encodes 289 amino acids. Lineage: Eukaryota; Fungi; Basidiomycota; Tremellomycetes; Trichosporonales; Trichosporonaceae. The record is from RefSeq and is a predicted model, not a curated record.